CGACGCUUCAGAGUUGCCAUCACCACAUAGCAGAUGGAAAUUUCCACUCCGUCUCUUCGCUUGUUAAAUGGGAAGGGUCUCCAACUCUCGUCUCCACUAGUCCUCUUCUCCGCCCGCCACAGCUGUCCGCCGCACCGAAACACUAGCUGCGGUUGAGGAAGGAACACAUCGCUGCUUUGUGAAUAGUUGGAACCCUAAAAAGGAAACCGCUCUUCUCCACCUCUUGCCGCCGUUGCGUGCCAGUAUGCCGGGAGCAGUGGAUCGAAUGGAGCUGAGUAAAGUCUCCACGGAGGCCGAUGAAGACAGCACCGACAGCCUGGACGACCGCUACACAGAGCCCAUCGACCCUGAGAAGGGCACCAUUGACAGUCAGUUUAUGGACGACAACGAGGACGGAGAAAGUCAGAAGUUCCUGUCCAAUGGGCUGAUGAAGAAGAAGAAAUAUGAGGAGUACCAUGAGGAAUAUCAUCCCGGCCACACCUCCUUCGGGAUGUCCGUGUUCAACUUGAGCAACGCCAUCAUGGGCAGCGGCAUCCUGGGCCUGUCCUAUGCCAUGGCAAACACCGGCAUCUUGCUCUUUUUAAUCCUUCUCGUCGGUGUGGCAAUCCUCUCUUUGUAUUCGGUGCAUCUGCUUCUUAUGACAGCUAAAGAAGGAGGUUCCCUCAUCUAUGAGAAGCUGGGAGAGAGAGCAUUCGGUUGGCCUGGGAAAAUCGCAGCGUUCGGAUCCAUUAUCAUGCAGAAUAUUGGAGCCAUAUCCAGCUACCUCUUCAUUGUGAAGUACGAGCUGCCCCAAGUGAUCAGAGCCUUUCUGGGUUUGGAUGAAAUCACUGGUGAGUGGUACAUGAACGGGAACUACCUGGUGGUGAUCGUGUCCAUAGGAAUCAUCCUGCCUUUGUCGAUGCUCAAAAAUCUGGGCUACCUGGGCUACACCAGCGGCUUCUCCCUCGCCUGCAUGAUCUUCUUUCUGGGUGUGGUGAUUUACAAGAAGACCCAGCUGCCCUGCCCUCUUCCCUUCCUUCACCACCACUCGUCCAACCUGAGCACCAACGCCUCGCACCACCUUUCCCCACCGCUGAACAGCACGUUGCACAUGGAUUUCUCCCGCCACGACGCUCACUCCUCCACGGGCGUCCACAUGGAGCCUCACGCCGACGCCGAGGAGAUGUGCACGCCCAAAUACUUUGUCUUCAACUCCCAGACGGCGUACACGGUGCCCAUCCUGGCCUUCGCCUUUGUUUGCCACCCUGAGGUCCUGCCUAUCUACAGUGAGCUUAAGGAUCGCAGCCGGAAAAAGAUGCAGAACGUCUCCAACCUGUCCAUCCUUACUAUGCUCAUCAUGUACAUGCUGUCGGCCCUGUUUGGCUACCUCACCUUCUAUGAAAACGUGGAGGCAGAGUUGCUCCACACCUUCACCAAGGUCUAUAAGUUUGACACCUUGUUGCUGCUGGUGCGUCUGGCGGUUCUCACUGCCGUCACUCUGACUGUCCCCAUUGUGUUGUUCCCUAUCCGCUCCUCCAUCACCACGUUGCUAUUCAGCGGGCGAGAGUUCAGCUGGAUUCGCCACAUGCUGAUCGCUGCCGGCAUCCUGACCCUCAACAACCUGUUGGUCAUCUUUGUCCCCACCAUCAGGGACAUCUUCGGCUUCAUUGGUUCCUCUGCAGCCACUAUGCUCAUCUUCAUCCUUCCUGCUGCCUUUUACAUCCGGCUGGUGAAGUCGGUGCCAUUCCGCUCCCCGCAGAAGAUCGGAGCGACCAUCUUCCUUAUCGUAGGAGUCAUCUUCAUGAUCGGCAGCCUGUCACUCAUCGUCAUGGACUGGAUCCACAACCCCUCCGGCUCCAGCGAUGGUCACUAAGUCCCCUCUUCGCUCCUCAGAAUCACUUCUAACAUUGCACGCCCGUUCCCCGGCCGCCUCAAACUGGUGCAACAUCUCGGGAACAGGGCUCACCAGUGUUUCUCUUCCCUUCUUCAAAUCACAAAUGUCCAUCAUAAAUAUAUACGGACACAACGCGCUACAUCGGGUUAAGACGUCUCAAAGAAUAUGACCGGAGGGAGAACCUUUCGCUCGGUUUCAGUUUUCUUGAUAUUUUUUGAUUGCUGUUGCUAUAAAAGUUUGGGAUUGGAAAGCACAAACACGAGAAUUGAGAUCCGGAGAGGCGGGAAACCCGACUCGGUUUAAUGCGACAGCAGCGUAAAAUCAUUGUCAUCUUCAUUAAUAUUUCCAGCUACGAAGAAACGGAACAAACACACACUGUA
This is a messenger RNA of Gasterosteus aculeatus aculeatus (three-spined stickleback), 2253 nucleotides long. RefSeq names its product solute carrier family 38 member 4 (gene slc38a4). Lineage: Eukaryota; Metazoa; Chordata; Actinopteri; Perciformes; Gasterosteidae. Gene Ontology annotation, cellular component: plasma membrane. The record is from RefSeq and is a predicted model, not a curated record. Gene Ontology annotation, molecular function: L-amino acid transmembrane transporter activity. Gene Ontology annotation, biological process: amino acid transmembrane transport.